Molecule: messenger RNA, 759 nt
Organism: Vigna radiata var. radiata (mung bean)
Lineage: Eukaryota; Viridiplantae; Streptophyta; Magnoliopsida; Fabales; Fabaceae
Product: protein TIFY 5A-like
Exons: 3
Coding region: 361-681 (106 amino acids)
Source: RefSeq, a predicted model, not a curated record
CAUAUAAUGCAGAAAGAGGGAGUUACACAGAGAAAGUAAAACAAAGUAAAGUCGACCAAGUGACCUAAUUUCCAAUUUGGGUAAGAAUGCACUUUGGAAGAGCAAACAAUGGUAGCUGUCAUGUUAUAGAACUCACAUGAAAAUGCAGAUUCAUAAAACCUAUCUUACCUAAUAUCUCUAACCAUAUUCAAUAGUUUUGCCAUGUGUAACUCAUUUCCCACACAUUCUUAUUUUUUCAACUCAUUUUCAUUCUUUCCUUUUUAUAUCUAUAUAUUUGUGUAACCUUCAAAUCUCUGUCUCUUCCUGUCCUUUUUUUUACUUCUCCAAUAUACUUCCAUUUUUCACUUUUCCAGUUAAUAUAUGAAGAGAAACUGCUAUCUCGAUCUUCGUCUUCAUUCUUCCUCUUCUCAUACUUCAAUGAAUGGGAACUUCAACCUACACAGUAUUAAACUUGCUGCUAUUCUUCAUAACCAACGCCACUGCAUUUUUGACACUACAGAACUUCAGGCAAGAGCGAUAAUAUGGUUGGCAAGUAGAGAAAUGGUGAAAACCAGAAGCUUGCGUUCUGAAGCAUUAUUAGUACAUAUUUCGCCACACCUCUCCAUCAAGAAAUCACUUCAGAAUUUCCUGCAGAGGAGAAAGAAACGAAAAUCUUACCAAAGGAACAGUGACAAUAAUUAGUCAUAUAAUAUAUAUAUGAACGAAUCCCUGUUCCUUCUUUGUAUUUCCUCUGGAUACUGAUAUUUCUUCAAUGAAAAA